Molecule: messenger RNA, 1344 nt
Organism: Penicillium paradoxum
Lineage: Eukaryota; Fungi; Ascomycota; Eurotiomycetes; Eurotiales; Aspergillaceae
Exons: 4
Biological process (GO): transmembrane transport
Cellular component (GO): membrane
Molecular function (GO): transmembrane transporter activity
Source: RefSeq, a predicted model, not a curated record
AAAGCCAUGUCUAUUGAACAAGCUAGCCCACCGACCGACAUCUAUAAAUCUGAGAACUUCCAACAUGAGAAACAGCCAUCCUCGACUGAAUCAUCUUGCCAAUCGUCCGACCACGAAAAAUGGAAUCAUCCCCGAUCCAACAUAGCAAAGACACUAGCAACAUUUUGGAGCUUCCUGAUCAUGGGAGCCAACGACUCCGCAUACGGGCUCGAAAAAUACUACAACCUCACUUACACGAUCGUCUCUCUCGUCUUCCUCUCUCCAUUACUCGGCUAUGCCACCGCCGCAGUCGUAAACGAGCGCGCACACUGCGCCAUAGGUCAACGAGGCGUGGCCUUCGUUUCAUCAGCCUGCCAUCUAAUAGCCUACAUUCUGAACUGCGUCCACCCGCCUUACCCAGUCCUCGUCGUAUCAUUCAUAUUUGCAGGUCUGGGUAAUGGCCUCGCGGAUUCAGCAUGGAAUGCCUGGAUCGGGAACCUUGAUAACGCGAAUCAGUUACUUGGUCUGCUGCAUGGCUCGUAUGGUGUCGGUGCUGUCAUUAGUCCGCUGAUUGCUUCGCUGCUUGUUGCGGAUGCGGGCUUGCCGUGGUUUUAUUUCUAUUAUAUCAUGAUUGGAGGUGCCGUGAUCGAGAUCGUUGUCUGUGUUGCCUGUUUUUGGGAUGCGACGGGAGCUUCCUUUCGACUUGCGAAGAAGCAACAUCCCGGUGAUGGCGCUGGGAAAGGAGGGUUGCGGAAGGUGUUGUUUAAAAUGCCUUCUGCUCGGAUCACCUGGGUCUGUGCAAUCUUCCUGCUGGGAUACGUUGGUGUCGAGGUUGCUUUGGGAGGAUGGAUCGUGACGUUCAUGAAAGAGGUACGACACGCGGCACCGUUUUCUAGUAGCAUGACAUCCACGGGUUUCUGGCUUGGGAUAACCAUUGGACGAGUCAUCCUUGGGUUUGUGACUCCUUUGAUUGGUGAGAAAGUCGCUAUCACGGCCUAUAUUUCGCUCGAGAUCGCAUUCUGUUUGAUUCUUUACCUCGUUCCAAACUUCUACGCCGGCGCAGUCGCAGUAUCACUGCAGGGUUUCUUUCUCGGCCCGCUGUUCCCAGCGGUUAUCAUUGUUACCACAAAACUCCUACCAAAACACUUACACGUCAGCGCUAUUGGGUUUGCUGCGGCGUUUGGAGGCGGGGGUGCUGCUGUGCUUCCGUUUAUUGUUGGUGUGCUUGCGCAAGCUAGGGGUGUUGAGGUCCUGAUGCCGUUUAUCAUUGCACUUUCGGGUGCUAUGUUAGUCCUAUGGAAUUGUCUUCCGAGAGUGCCUAAAGAUGGCAGUACGGCCACCAACAAUAAUCGCGGGGCUUGUUAG